Molecule: messenger RNA, 1953 nt
Organism: Dalotia coriaria
Lineage: Eukaryota; Metazoa; Arthropoda; Insecta; Coleoptera; Staphylinidae
Exons: 7
Coding region: 350-1684 (444 amino acids)
Source: RefSeq, a predicted model, not a curated record
UUUUACGUUUCUGCAACGAUGUCGUAGGUUCAGUCGCGGUUCAGCCAGUUCACUAGGUCCCACACGGACAAGUUCACGACGCGAAAUAAUUACAUUUCAAUUCAAUUCACAACAAUUACGAAUAAUUAUUGAAAAUUGCAAGUUACGGCUAAUAAUUACCGAGAAUCACCAUAAUUACCGGCUAUUAAGUGUUACUAAUACAAAUUGUACAUGGAUAUUUAAUUUUUUUUUCAAGUUUAAAAGUGUAAGUGUUUUAAAUACUUUUGUGUGAAUUUUUCCAAUUUAAGAAUAAUAAGAGAAAUAUCAUGACGAUGAUGACUUGAUCAAUGUGCUUCCAGGCGUCCGAAAAAUGAAAAAUGAACAGAGGACAUUCGUCCUUGGGACGAUCCCGUUUUGCGUAGUUCUAGUUUUAUCGACGCUGACGUCUCCGAGCCGCGCAGAUUGCCCCGUAAACUUUCUGCAACUGCACAACAAAUGCUACUAUUUCAGUCGGGACGUCGAACAGUGGUCGGAUUCACAUUACCGAUGUGCUGCAUUUAAUUCUACGCUUGUGACUCUUAAAAGCAAACACAACAAUAAGAAAUUGGUGGAAUAUUUACGCCAAGAAAAUUUAGCAACUAAAGAAUGGUGGAUUGGCGCACGUUACGACUGGAAGCAACGCCAGUGGCAAUGGGGCGCAACCGGAAAACCGGUCAAGUUCAACCACUUCGUCCGAGAUCUCGCCCAGAAAACCAAACUGGAAUGGCACUGCGCAUUCUUAGAUCAGCGCCAACAAUACAAAUGGAAUGCAGAUCCUUGUACGCGCAAGAAAUACUUCAUCUGCAUGCAGAAUGACUUGGAUUACCAUGGUGAUAAUAAUAAUAACAUAGACAAUCAAAUACCUGUGAUUGUUUCACGGGACUUUUUAGAAGAAGAACAUUUGAAGAACGAGUUGAACGGAGAUAAUCAACCGGCAUUCAUAAUGACUGGUAUGAAACCACUUAAACCCAAAGGUAAUCUGCGUCCUGGGCGUCCACAGCAAAGAUACGCAUGUCCUAAGGGUUAUGGAUCUGUUCGUAAUUCUUGUUAUAAGUUUUCGAAGACGCAGGCGACGUGGCAGGAAGCUUAUUUCGCUUGUACAGACGAAUCGAAUGGAAAUGGCACAUUGGCUAUUAUACCUGACAAGAAGUAUGAUCGUGGGCUGAGGAGGUAUGCGAAACGUAUUGGGGCUAAGGCACAUGAAAGGUGGAUUGGAGGAAUUUACGAUUGGCAGACCACGGCGUGGAAGUGGGCUGCCAACGGGGUUAUUAUUCAGCAUAAGGAGAAAGAUAAAGAUGUUUUGCAUUGGCAUUGUUUGAUUUUUAGUCCGCUACUCACUGAUAAAUGGACGUCUGAUCAGUGUACAAUUAGAAAAUAUUAUAUUUGUCAAACGGCGCCGCAGGUUUAUGUUCCGAUGGAGAUGAAUAGAAGACCUGGGGCACAGAACAAGGUAAAUGUUAAGGAAGGUGAUGGCCAGAGACGGAAAGACAAGUUCGAUUACUCGGUGCUUUUAGAGUUUCGUAGGAAUAUGACGCAUCGAGAGCAACAGUUUCAUUACAAACAAAACUCGAGGCAAAAUAAAUCAAAUGCAGCAAAACUAAGACCUUUGUUGGUGUCUCCAAGAAAGACUGAUUUUAGUCAGUUGGAUGAAAGAACAAAGAUGUGAAAACUCAACUUUAACUUCGAAAGUUUUUAAGUUUUCAGUUCACGGAAUGGAAAAUAGAAGGAAAAUGCAUUCAACAGCGUGUAUUAAGCGGAAAGUUUGAUUGUAACGUGUUCACUUUUUAAUAUAUUGUUUGUUGUUUUAGUGUAUCUUGAUAAAUUGUUCAUAUCAAUGAUUAAUAAUGUAUUCUAGUGUUUUUAUUAAUGAUAUGUUAUUAAUGAGAUUUGUAUGUUCGUAUUGUUAAUAAAUAUUAUUUGUGUAAAUAUAAAUAA